UGGUUUUUCCGUCUUAAGGCUUCAUUCAUUCAGCUUCUCCACUCAUAUCUCCCCAAAAGCUUUUGUUUCUUUCUGCUUAUGGAAGGCCCUUAAACUUUCUCACUCUGCUUCGCUUUCUCGCUUUAGCAUUUUCUUGCGAAAAAAUUCCACAAAAUCAGUAGCAGUUUUCUUCUGUCUCUGAUCUACCAAAACUCGCUUCCUUAGAACUGCUGAGGAAUUUGCGCGAGCGCGGAUCUACUUAGCUUCUGAGCUUUGUGUUUAAUUAUUAUUUUGCUGAAGAGGCUGAGGUUGUGAAGAAGAGUGAACCAGAAAUAGGAAGGGAGUAGUAGGGCGUCCUAUUUUGCUAAGUCUUCAGUUAAUUACUAACUCGAAAGUUUUUGGCAGUUUGGUUUGAUUGUGUUUGGAAUGUGAUGUCGCCGCCGGCGGUGGUAGCGGAAGAGGAUGGGCUGAGCAAGGUGUCGUCGACUGUAGCGUCUGGUUCUUCGCAGUCCUUGGAUUGUUUCUCUCAGAAUGGGGCUGGAUUGAAAGAAAGGAAUUACUUAGGGUUGUCUGAUUGCUCAUCAGUGGAUAGCUGUGCAUCUACUGUGCCAGGCUUGGGUGAUGAGAAAAAGGAGAACAUGAAUUUGAAGGCUACGGAGUUGAGGCUGGGUCUUCCCGGGUCACAGUCACCUGAAAGGGAUCCCGAUCUUUUCUCUUUAAGCUCAGCAAAGCUCGACGAGAAGCCACUGUUCCCUUUAGUUCCUACUAAAGACGGGAUUUGCUUGUCGUCCCAGAAAACUGUUGUUUCCGGCAACAAGAGAGGUUUUGCUGAUACCAUGGAUGGGUUUUCUCAGGGGAAGUUUACUGGUAAUACGGGGAUGAACGCAAUGCUGUCACCUAGGCCUUCUUGUGCUCAGCCUUCUGCAAUGAAAGAAAUUCCAAGCAAGUUGCAAGAACGGCCUUGUUCAGCUAAUAAUGGAACCGGUCAUAACCAUACAGGUGCUUCUAUAAGUGGCAGUGCACCGGCUUCUAAGGCACAGGUUGUCGGUUGGCCUCCUAUAAGAUCGUUUAGGAAAAACUCCAUGGCCACUACAUCCAACAAGAACAAUGAUGAAGUGGAUGGAAAACCAGGUGGUGGCGCACUCUUUGUGAAGGUCAGCAUGGAUGGUGCUCCCUAUCUUAGGAAAGUAGAUCUAAGAAGUUAUUCAACAUAUCAGGAGCUAUCUUCUGCUCUUGAGAAAAUGUUCAGCUGUUUUACCUUAGGUCAGUGUGGUUCCCAUGGAGCUCCCGGAAGAGAAAUGUUGAGUGAGAGUAAGCUGAGGGAUCUUCUGCACGGUUCAGAGUAUGUCGUCACUUAUGAAGAUAAAGAUGGAGACUGGAUGCUUGUAGGGGAUGUACCCUGGGAAAUGUUCAUUGAUACUUGCAAAAGGCUGAAAAUUAUGAAGGGUUCUGAUGCCAUUGGCUUAGCUCCCAGGGCCAUGGAAAAGUCCAAAAGCAGGACUUGAGGUAUUCGGGACCGCCUUUUGUCUAAUCAAAAGCUUUAUUGCUGGAUCCGUAGCGGGAAAAAAGGAAGAUGACUGAAUUCCCUGAGAUCCAUGGUUUAACUCCAUUCAGCUGUUGUUUUUAUGUUUUCGAGUCCCUUAAGAGUUUUUCUUGGUUUUGUGUUAAUUUGUUACCACUAUAAUGUCAUAUGAAGCUACUUGGAAGAUUAGUAUUUGUGGAGUCUGUAAUCAUUAUAGGAAUCUGUUUGUUUGGAUGAAUCGAAUAUCUGUUGCAGCCAUCAUACGCUUCUAACACUAUGUUUGUGAUUUGUGUCUCACUCGCCUAUUCUUUUUCUUCCAUA
Molecule: messenger RNA, 1822 nt
Organism: Vigna radiata var. radiata (mung bean)
Lineage: Eukaryota; Viridiplantae; Streptophyta; Magnoliopsida; Fabales; Fabaceae
Product: auxin-responsive protein IAA8
Exons: 8
Coding region: 411-1484 (357 amino acids)
Biological process (GO): regulation of DNA-templated transcription
Cellular component (GO): nucleus
Molecular function (GO): protein binding
Source: RefSeq, a predicted model, not a curated record